Hordeum vulgare subsp. vulgare (domesticated barley) is the source of this 673-nucleotide messenger RNA. RefSeq names its product SEED MATURATION PROTEIN 1. The record is from RefSeq and is a predicted model, not a curated record. The coding region runs from base 205 to 498 and encodes 97 amino acids. The transcript has a single exon. Gene Ontology annotation, biological process: seed dormancy process. NCBI's taxonomy places the organism in Eukaryota, Viridiplantae, Streptophyta, Magnoliopsida, Poales, Poaceae.
UGGCAUGCAUGCAGCCACGUCACGGCGCGGCGUGUCCUCCUCUCCUCCUCACACGAAACUUCAUCUCACGUAUAUAUAUAGUUAUAUAGUGCAGGGCACCGCAGUGACGACGAGGCGUACACGGAUCGUUGAGGCAGAGGCACACCCGCACCAGUCACUCAGCUCAUCCAUAGGCCGUAGCGAGGUAGGAUAUCAACAGGAGCCAUGGCGACGAGCAAGGAGGACAUCAAGCACGGCACGGCCCAGGCGAGGUUGACCGUGGACGACGAGCUCAGGACCGGCUACUUCAACGGCUCGCCGCUGGAGGGCGGCAAGAUCGCUGACUCCGACCCCGUCGACCUCUUCGCCCAGGCGCGACACGUCGCCGACGCCUCGUCGCAGCAGCAGCAGCGUGAUCUGGGGGAGGAGGAGGACGGGAAGAAGGCCGCGGCGGAGGAGCCGCGGGCGCAGGCGCGGCAGGGGAUGGGCGCCGGUGGACGUCAGCUGGGGCGCCAGUAGCUACCUAGCUAGCCGUAGUACUAUAUAUGUCGAUAUAGAGCUACCUAGAAAUAAAAGUUGCCGAGGCCGCCGGCUCGCCGGCCGGCCGGAUGGCCGCUGUUGUAUGUUUUAUGUACCAUCCGAUGUCAACCGUAUGUUGUAUGUUUCCUUAAUAUAAGUCUCUUUUAAAGGUUUA